AUGGCAUUUCACUUGCCUUUGAUAAAGCAAGCUAAGAAGCAUAUCCUCUGCCGCACAUUUUCAAAAGGCAAGACAGUGUUGCCAGCUAAUAGUAAUAUACCAAAAGGGUAUUUAGCAGUAUAUGUUGGAGAAGAGAAAAAGAAGAGAUUUGUGGUUCCAAUAUCAUAUUUGCAUCAACCUGCUUUUCAACAAUUUCUUUGUAAAGCUGAAGAAGAAUUCGGAUUUAAUCAUCCAAUGGGUGGUCUCACAAUUCCUUGUAGAGAAGACAUCUUUGUUAAUGUCACUUCUCAAUUGGAAAGUUAA
Messenger RNA from Vicia faba (fava bean), 303 nucleotides. Lineage: Eukaryota; Viridiplantae; Streptophyta; Magnoliopsida; Fabales; Fabaceae. The record is from the annotation of a GenBank genome assembly.